AUGUCGAACCAACCCACACUGCCCCAAAUUUCCAUCUCCACCCCUCCACCGAGCCAACCUUCCGCAGCGCCCUCAGCACACCACCGAUCCGCCCUACCUCCCGAUUCCCAGUACUACCAAUUCACUGACGCAGAGCAAGAAACAUUUGGAGAGCUCCUUGAAGUCUCCGUCCAAGGUCGUUCGUCUACCCCAUCCAUGACCAAACGCGACCGCGAGGCAUGGGCAGCCACCAAACUCCCAUCCCCGGUUUUUCUUGCCGUCAAUUCACCGCAUGGUAAGGACAGCGUGGACAGCACCGACCCACCCGAGGACAUCCACUGGCCCAGUGGGGACGGAGUGUUCACCAAAGUCAAAAAGUUCUUCCCCAUCUACCCUGGUGCCAACAUCCCACCAAGCCUUAAGCUAUCCACCGCCCCACCAGCCAAUCUGGACUCCUUCCACCCCCAAUUCCGGCUCUGGUACGAGGCAAUGAAGUACCUUCACGAUCACAAUGAGUCCCAGAGCAUCCAUUCCCACGCCCACAUCUUCAGCGCCGAUACCAUACCAACCGAUCGAUUUCCAGACAGCGACCUAGCUACGCAUCUGACAUAUUCCCCAUCCACCGUCAGUGCAUUUGCAGCUGAAGUCCCCACCUACAAAGCCCUCUUCGAAGAAUUCAAACGGCACUCGGCCCUCUCUACUUUAGCCUCUACUAAUCAUGUCACUACCCAAGAAGCUCCAGCAGCCCCCCUUCCAGCAGGGGCCCCAUUCGAUAGCGAACUUUUUGCCCAGAUCAUGGCCAACGCUCUCAAAGGCGCCAAUGCCAGCACCAAGGAAAAAGAUCUGGCCCGCACUUCAGCCAGUGCCAAAGACUCUUUCAGCUUGAUUUUUGGCCGAGUCAAACCGGUCAUCCAGCUUGACGGCUCCACUGUCAACGAAUUCCACCCAUCCGUCCUCACUGACGACUUUGCCACAUUCUUGGAAAUCGGUUCGAUCAAAGAGGCCCUACGCCACCUCCAUGACACCUUUGCCCACAUCACCGAUACCCUCACCACUCGGAACAACUACGACCGCAACGUCGACUUUGAUAUUGCCCUCUUCCAACACGCUACAGUCACUGCCCUCAAAACAUGCAGCUUUGCAGUUCGCCCCCUCACCAUGCACCCCCACGAAGCCACCUCACUUCUCAGCCUCCUAGCUUGGCUCCCACCAAACAAAAAUGAUGUCAGGUACACCACUUUCCUCGCGGAAGGCCGAGACAUAAUCCGCCAGGAAGCCAUGGAAGAAGACAAGUCCAAGCAAGCCGCGAAAAAGACAGACAUCUUUGUUCAUGGCGACGUCAGUUCUGUCGAAGCUCUGAUCAAGAUGUUAGCGAAUUUCUUUGCCUUUGUCAAAUACUGUGUCAAAGACUUUACCUUCGAUGACCCCCCGUUAAUUGUCACACUCUUGGAGGAUUUCAUGAACGCCCUCCACACACCUGCUGCCAAAGAUUGGAUCCGUUACAAUGCCGCAGUCCCACACCUCCCAUUGUGUCUCCUCCUCGAAAUGAACCAGAUCUUGCAGAUUGUUGUGGGAGCCGCCAAAAACAAAACGACCCAGAGUAAACUUCGUAAUGGCCAACCGAUCAUGGCAGACACGUUCGUGAACGCUUUCCGUGGAGUCACACAAGCCAUCAGCCACAUCAAUCUCUCCAUCAGUAUGGGCAACCUUGGCCCGUACGGCACAUGCCCCAACCUGCAUGCUAUUCUCCAUGGAAAACCAACCCCCGCUCCCAAACGUGAGAGCCCCAAUUCCCGUGAACGGCCUGACCCAACCAAACGCGCAAAGCACCCACCUCAAGGAACUCAUCCCGGAUACCUGACGUAUGACGGCCCAGGCCGACUUCCAAUUGCCCCUUUCAAAUGUAAACACCCCAUCACCGGCAAACAGGCAGCCUUCUGUUCCCAUUUCCUAUUUGCCAACUACCAUUGCAACCGCCCCCGCUGCCACAAUAUCCACUACACCAAACAGUUUGCAGCAACUAUGGGAUCUGCCGACACCCAGGCAUUUGAAAAAUUCAUUGAAAAAACCCCUGGGGUAACCCGUUCGGCCCCAAAGCCUCAUGUCCCUGAGUGCUCUACAUGCAUCAUCCCUCACCCAAGCAGCCUCGUUUACCAACCCACCCAGACACCAAUGUCGAACCAACCCAAACUGCCCCAAAUUUCCAUCUCCACCCCUCCACCGAGCCAACCUUCCGCAGCGCCCUCAGCACACCACCGAUCCGCCCAGCCUCCCGAUUCCCAGUACUACCAAUUCACUGACGCAGAGCAAGAAAAAUUUGGAGAGCUCCUUGAAGUCUCCGUCCAAGGUCGUUCGUCUACCCCAUCCAUGACCAAACGCGACCGCGAGGCCCGGGCAGCCACCAAACUCCCAUCCCCGGUUUUUCUUGCCGUCAAUUCUCCGCAUGAGCCGCUACCUGAGCCAGACCGACCUUGCAACCCUCUUCCACGUGUGCCCAUCCAUCCAUCUCCUCUCCCUUCUCAUCCAAGAACACCGCUUUGUGGACUUCCGACCCCUCCAACAACCCAUACCACCGAAUCUGACCCCCAGCGUUGCCAUGCAUCGAUGGAGCCGCAUGUUCACCGCAUGCUUACUCCAUUUGACCUCAGCAUCCCAACCGCAGUCCGCUUUGUUGGCAACAUCCACACCGGUGCCCAUCGCGACUGGCCCACCAUCGAACCCAUUCUCCGUGAAGCCAAUGUUGACCCCUUCCUCAUCACCCAGCUCAAACGCGUCUUCCUCGAUGGCGCCCCCAAUUACGUCAAUGCGGAAUCGACCGAUGAGAACCUGCGCACCUUCAUCGCCUACGGUAAUCACAAGACGGUUUACGACAACGUGAGCAAAACACAAAGCGCAGUCGAAAAAGACAUCCUCCGCAACUACCUUCUGGCAGCCAACCCAGCCCUACUUCCAUACAUCCGAGACGCCCACACUACUCCACUCGGGUUGGUUGAUGCAUGUCACGAAUAUUGCAAACCCCGUAUCAUCUUUGAUGCCACCCACCAUCCUUCCCUGACAGCCAUGGCAGUUAACGAUUUCACUUCUAAAGAAACUGAACCCGAAAUCUGCUUCCCGAGGUCAUUUCCCAACUUCUUGAUCUGGAUCUACAACCUUCGCAUCACCUACCCAAAAGAGGAAAUCUACAUUUGCAACAAUGAUGUAUCUGGCGCCUUCCGCCAUGUCAAAUGGAACCCAAAUGUUGUUGGCAUGCACAUGUUCAUGCUAUUUGGAUUCCUUUUCUUCUGUACGGGUCUCUCAUUUGGCGACAACACCAGCCCAGCCCAAUGGGAAGUCGUCGCCAUGGUCCGCCAGCAGCUUGCCCAAUCCCUUUGGUAUGCUGCAGUAACCACCAUCCCACGAGUCGCAAAAUACCUCCCCAAGCUAUCCCUUGCUCCCCUUCCAACGACAUCAGACAUUGCCGCUUUCAUUCCUGCCGAACCCGACUCUCAGAAUCCAGGGGUUUUACACGCAGACGGAUCCCGCAAGUCCCCGACCUUUGAUCACCAUGUUGACGAUUGGCUCUACGCCGACGUGGCCCUAUUCUUGCGCCAAACCAUUUCCGCCAGCGUCCUUGCCCUAUACAUCCUAUUGGGAUUCCCUAACCCAUCCAACGGGAUCCGCGAUUGCAUAUCUUGGGGAAAAUUUGCCAACACUUUCUCCCACGAACGCAAAACAGUUGGAUGGCUCAUCAACUUGAGACGAAUGUAUAUAUAUAUAUAA
Molecule: messenger RNA, 3738 nt
Organism: Cylindrotheca closterium
Lineage: Eukaryota; Bacillariophyta; Bacillariophyceae; Bacillariales; Bacillariaceae
Source: the annotation of a GenBank genome assembly